Molecule: messenger RNA, 1305 nt
Organism: Lolium rigidum
Lineage: Eukaryota; Viridiplantae; Streptophyta; Magnoliopsida; Poales; Poaceae
Product: expansin-A13-like
Exons: 6
Coding region: 84-968 (294 amino acids)
Biological process (GO): thylakoid membrane organization; plant-type cell wall organization
Cellular component (GO): extracellular region; chloroplast thylakoid membrane
Molecular function (GO): serine-type endopeptidase activity
Source: RefSeq, a predicted model, not a curated record
UUAUCCCCAACCCACAGCCACAUCGGCCGAGGCGGACGCCGGCGAGCUGCGCGGCGCCUUCUCUUCCGGCUGCCUCCGCAACCAUGUCCUCCGUCCGCUUCUUCCCGGCCACCUCGCAGACUCCGGCCGCUGCCUGCCUCCUCAAACCCUCCCCGAAACCUCCCCUCCACAACCCCAUCUCGGCCACCGCCGCCUUCCCCCGCAGCAAUGCCCGAAGCGUCCCGCACCUCCGCCUCAGAAGGCGAGUCCGCUCCGCGCCGAGAACACCGACCGAAGCGCCGCCCGUGGGACCCGACGGUGGCGGCGGCGGAGGAGGGGACGGCGGUGGGGGUGGAGGGGACGGCGACGGGGAGGGGGAGGAUAAGGGACUGCUGCCGGAGUGGCUUAACGUGACGACGGAAGACGCGAAGACGGUCAUCGCGGCCAUUGCCAUCUCCCUUGCCUUCCGCUCCUUCGUCGCCGAGCCACGGUUCAUCCCCUCGCUCUCCAUGUUCCCUACCUACGACGUCGGCGACCGCAUCGUCGCCGAGAAGGUUACAUACUACUUCAGGAAACCUUGUGUAAAUGAUAUCGUAAUCUUCAAAAGCCCGCCCGUGCUACAGGAGGUCGGGUAUACUGAUAAUGACGUUUUCAUCAAAAGAGUAGUUGCCAGGGCGGGAGAUAUUGUUGAGGUCCAUAAAGGAAAACUAGUUGUGAAUGGUGAGGCUCGAAAUGAAGAGUUCAUCCUUGAGCCACCUUCUUAUGACAUGAAUCCAGUGCAAGUACCUGAAAAUGCAGUUUUUGUGAUGGGAGAUAACCGAAAUAAUAGUUAUGAUUCCCAUGUGUGGGGCCCUCUUCCCGCAAAGAACAUAUUGGGAAGAUCUAUCUUUCGGUACUGGCCUCCUGGCCGAAUAGGGAGUACUACCAUUGAUUGCGGUGGCCCCGAAACAAAACCAGAUUCACUCAUUGAUGUCAAGUUGACAAAGUAGAAGUUUCAAUCAAUUAACGCCGGUGCGAAGUUCAAACUUCACACCAACACCAGUUUUAGAUAGUAACUAUUUCUAUUCCCUGGAAAUUGAUAGAGGAAUGCGUUUGCCAGCGGGUCUUCUAGAAAUCAGAAAGGAGGGGAACAGAGCUGUUCCUCAUGGGAUUAGUAAGGAUGGUCGCUAGCACAGAAACCAUUUUGCUCCAAGGUUUCUGCUUGCUUUUGCCCCUUGUAUGUAUGUAUGUAUGUAUAUUAAGGAAAACUGUUGUUUAUACUCUGGAUCAUAAUUGGAAGGUUCUUAAUUUUGAUCCUAUUAAUGCAGAAGAAAAAUGUUUAGACUC